CCCACAAUGCACCGCGGCUCUCCACUUUCUGCUGUCCGUGUCCCGGGUGUCAGUCCAAGAUGGCUCUCCACCGGCUGUUCCAGCUGUCCUCGCUGCUGCGCUCUGCUGUGAGCCUGACGCUGCUGCGCAGGAACAUCGGCCUCUCCGCCGUCGUCUUCAACAGGGCCAAGGACCUGGACCCGGUCCAGAAGCUGUUCCUGGACAAGAUCCGCGACUACAACGCCAAGAGCAAGUCGUCUGGCGGCAUCGUGGACGCUGGCCCCGCCUACCAGAAGAACCUGAAUGAAGAGGUGACCAAACUGCAGAGACUAUACGGUGGAGGAGACAUGGUCAAGUUCCCAGAGAUCAAAUUCACCGAGCCCAAGUUUGAUGAAGCGGCAAAGUGAACAGUGUUGUAAAUCUGCUGCGUGUUCCGAAUCUGUUGUAUUUAAUAAAAACACAAAACCUGUGAA
Molecule: messenger RNA, 452 nt
Organism: Salarias fasciatus (jewelled blenny)
Lineage: Eukaryota; Metazoa; Chordata; Actinopteri; Blenniiformes; Blenniidae
Product: ATP synthase-coupling factor 6, mitochondrial-like
Exons: 4
Coding region: 60-386 (108 amino acids)
Biological process (GO): proton motive force-driven ATP synthesis
Cellular component (GO): proton-transporting ATP synthase complex
Molecular function (GO): proton transmembrane transporter activity
Source: RefSeq, a predicted model, not a curated record